AUGCUCUGGUGGGCGUGGGUGGGCAAUUCUGAGGCCGUCAUCACACUACCCACCAUUGGCCACAAGCAGCUCACCACACUUGACCACAAGCCACAUGCCAGCAAGCAUGAGGAUCAGUGUGUCAAGCGAACCAGCACAUCAUUCAUACUGCGCACCAUCAACCAGACCUAUGUGCACCUCAAUGGGGUGCACAUCACCAUGACCCGCACGCUCAGCAACACCCAGAGCUACAAGCCAUCCAUGGACAUGGGGGCCAUGCCAGACAAUGCAAGUGUCAUCAUCCCAAGUGAUGGGCUGUGGGACAUGAUCAACCAUCACAAGGUGGCAUGGAUUGUCUGA
Acanthamoeba castellanii str. Neff is the source of this 339-nucleotide messenger RNA. RefSeq lists its product as uncharacterized. Lineage: Eukaryota; Discosea; Longamoebia; Acanthamoebidae. The transcript has 2 exons. The coding region runs from base 1 to 339 and encodes 112 amino acids. The record is from RefSeq and is a predicted model, not a curated record.